Tachyglossus aculeatus (Australian echidna) is the source of this 2892-nucleotide messenger RNA. RefSeq names its product protein O-linked mannose N-acetylglucosaminyltransferase 1 (beta 1,2-) (gene POMGNT1). Gene Ontology annotation, biological process: protein O-linked glycosylation via N-acetylgalactosamine. Gene Ontology annotation, cellular component: Golgi membrane. NCBI's taxonomy places the organism in Eukaryota, Metazoa, Chordata, Mammalia, Monotremata, Tachyglossidae. Bases 176 to 2146 code for a protein of 656 amino acids. Gene Ontology annotation, molecular function: beta-1,3-galactosyl-O-glycosyl-glycoprotein beta-1,3-N-acetylglucosaminyltransferase activity. The record is from RefSeq and is a predicted model, not a curated record. The transcript is spliced from 22 exons.
GAAGGAGGAGAGGAGGGGGCAGUGACAACAUGGAGGGAAGGCCCGGACCCGCCUGCUCCCCGUGCUGACCGCUGUCCUGAAGGCCACUACAGCCGGGAUGGAGCUCCGCUGGGCGGGAUCGUGAGGCUCCCCCCGGCCCCGCAUCCGGCCCCCCGCGCCCCCCGACCCCGUGAGUAUGGACGAGUGGAAACUGAAUGCUCCGGGCAAACCGUACAACCUGCGGAAGAGGCGCGGCUGGUAUCUGGCCUGGAAAUACAAGCUAGGCAACCAGAGGAGCCUUCGGCGGCUUUGCCAGACAGGGGCCGUGCUCUUCCUGCUGGUGACGGUCAUUGUGAAUAUCAAGCUAAUCUUGGACACCCGCCGGGCAGUCAGCGAGGAGGAGGAGGAAGAGCCAGGCCAGGACUAUGAUGAAACCCUGCAGCGUCUGGACCCCCCUCGCCGGCCGGCCGGGGCCCGUAAGGUGCUGGACGUGGAGGUGUACUCGAGCCGCUCCAAGGUGUACGUGGCUGUGGACGGGACCACGGUCUUGGAGGACGAUGCCCGGGAGCAGGGCCGCGGGAUCCACGUCAUCGUGCUGAACCAGGCCACGGGCCACGUGAUGGCGAAGCGGGUGUUUGACACCUACUCACCUCAUGAAGAUGAGGCCAUGGUCCUCUUCCUCAACAUGGUGGCCCAUGGCCGCGUCCUCAUCUUCACCAUCAAGGACGAAGGCUCCUUCCACCUCAAGGAGCCGGCCAAGGCCCUGCUGAGUAGCCUGGGGAGCCAGCUGGCUUCGGCCCUCAACUGGAGGGACAUGUGGGCAUUCGUGGGGAAGAAAGGAGGUGAUGUGUUUGGUGAAAAGCACUCCAGGUCUCCCGCACUGUCCACCUGGGGGGACCCAGUCCUGCUGAAGACCCAGGUCCAGCUGACCGCGGUGGAAGAUGCCGAGUGCCACUGGCCUGACACAGAGUUGAACCGGCGACGGAAGCGCUUCUGCAGUAAGGUGGAGGGCUACGGCAGCGUGUGCAGCUGCAGGGACCCCACCCCUAUCGAGUUCAACCCCGAGCCGCUCCAAGGCAAUCAAGUCGCGAACGUGCCCGUGGCCGUCAUCGCGGGGAACCGUCCGAAUUACCUUUACCGGAUGCUGCGGUCUCUGCUCUCGGUUCAGGGGGUCACCCCGCAGAUGAUCACAGUCUUCAUUGACGGCUACUACGAGGAGCCGAUGGACGUGGUGGCUCUGUUUGGCCUCAGGGGGAUCCAGCACACGCCCAUCAGCAUCAAGAACGCCCGGGUCUCCCAGCACUACAAGGCCAGUCUGACGGCUACCUUUAACCUGCAUCCGGAUGCCAAGUUCGCCGUGGUUUUGGAAGAAGACUUGGACAUCGCAGUGGACUUCUUCAGCUUCCUCAGCCAGUCCAUCCACCUGCUGGAGGAGGACGACAGCCUCUACUGCAUCUCGGCCUGGAAUGACCAGGGCUAUGAGCACACGGCGGAGGACCCGGCCCUCCUGUACCGUGUGGAGACCAUGCCCGGCCUGGGCUGGGUGCUCAGGAGAUCCCUCUACAAGGAAGAGCUGGAGCCCAAGUGGCCCACACCUGAGAAGCUGUGGGACUGGGACAUGUGGAUGCGGAUGCCAGAGCAGCGGCGAGGUCGCGAAUGCAUAAUCCCCGACGUCUCCCGCUCCUACCACUUUGGCAUCGUGGGGCUCAACAUGAACGGCUACUUCCACGAAGCCUACUUCAAGAAGCACAAGUUCAACACCGUCCCCAGGGUCCAGCUGAAAAAUGUGGAGAGCCUGAAGCAGGAGGCCUACGAAGUGGAGGUUCACCGCCUUCUCAGCGAGGCCGAAGUCCUGGACCACAGCAAGAACCCCUGUGAGGACUCCUUCCUGCCCGACACUGAGGGCCGCACCUACGUCGCCUACAUCCGCAUGGAGCAGGAAGCCGAUUUCUCCACAUGGACGCAGCUCGCCAAGUGCCUCCACAUCUGGGAUCUGGACGUGCGGGGGAACCACAAGGGGCUGUGGCGGCUCUUCCGGAAAAAGAAUCACUUCCUGGUGGUGGGGGUUCCGGCCUCCCCCUACUCGGUGAAGAAGCCCCCGUCCAUCACGCCCAUUUACCUCGAGCCCCCCGCGAAGGAGGAGGCUGGAGCCGCGGAGCAGUCGUGAGGAGCGGCGCCGCCGUGAGCCAGGGGGAAGGGGCUCCCUCCCUCCAGGGUGGGGCCAUGACACCCCCCGGGUCUGGGUACCGUGUACUCCCCGGGAGAAGCCCCUGCCCUGGGCAGGAGAGGAUGCAGGAGGUGGGUGCCCUCCCUAUUAGGUUUUUAUAAACACAGGACAGUGACACUCCCCCUCCCGCAUCCCGUUCCUUCCAGCCCAGGGACACUGGUCACUGAUUCCCCGGCCCCGCCUGACCCUGCUAGGGGUGGGUUUUAUUUAUUGGUUGCCAGGUCUCCUUUCUGCCCUUCCCCCUGUGCCAUGGCCCCCGGUUGGGCUGGGAGAAGGGCUAAGGCAGUGAGCAGGCUGGACCGGAGGUUGUCGGCCAGUAGCCCCCACUCCCAGUGGGGUUGGUGGUUGAGAUUGGACCCAGGCUCUAAGCCCUGGCCACCUCCAGCCCAGGACAAGCUGCCUCAGUUUUCACUGCGGGGUGGGGAGAUGUGUUGGGGGAGGGAGGGGCUCAAUGCCCAUGCUGCCACUAACCCUCAUCUCUUUUCCCAAACUUGGGGCCCUCCCUCACCCCAUUCAGGGUUCAAGGUGGUCAGAUAAAGUGGCCACUGCCCCUGGGCCAGCAGAGCGGACACAGACCUAGAGGUGGGAUCAGCAUUAGGGAGGCACGGAACCUUCCUUGAGAUGAUUUUGGGGUUUUCCUCUGUCGGGGGAACCUGGAGAAUAUUGAUUAAAAAAGGGAAACAUCU